AUGGAUAAUAAGCGUAUCUUUAUCUUCAAUCUUAUGAUAGUCUUCAUGACUCUCUAUUAUUAUCGUUUUUCUACUGCCCAAGAUGGUGUUUCUUUAAGCACAGAUCAACUUGCUCUUGAAGCGAUUAAAGCUCAAAUCAGUGUCGACCCUUCGGGUGUUUUAUCAAAAAACUGGUCUACAAAAACCUCCGUUUGUAACUGGAAAGGCGUUACUUGUGGUUCUCAAUCUCGAACUCAAAGGGUCAUUGCCUUGGAUCUAUCUUACAUGGGUCUUGUUGGAACAAUCUCUCCACAUAUUGCUAACCUUUCAUUCCUCUCGUUGCUUAACCUCACAAACAAUAGUUUUUAUGGCCCAAUACCUCCUGAGAUCGCGCAGUUGCGCCAUAUGGAAAAAGUGUACAUGGGAGGCAACUAUCUCACAGGAAGGCUACCCCUUUGGUAUUUUAACAACAUGCCAAAACUUGAAAUAUUGUAUCUGAAUGAAAAUAAUCUCACAGGCGCUCUCUCUCCGUAUUUUCUUAAUAACAUGACAAGUCUAAAAACACUACGUUUGAAUGAUAAUUCGUUACAAGGAAACAUCCCAAAAGAAAUUGGUAAUGGAUCUUGUUUGCAUGAUUUUCACGUGAAUGAAAAUCAGUUAACCGGGGUUGUGCCACCAACGCUUUUCAAUCUAUCUUGUAUAAGAAAGAUUGAAUUAUCAGGGAAUAGUCUAUCUGGAAGUCUGCCAGACGAUAUGUGCAACGACCAGCUCGGUAAGCUCAGGCUGUUAUUUAUAUCUCACAAUGCAUUCACAGGACCAAUUCCAUCAAGCAUCAACAAAUGUCAGCAGCUUCGGUAUAUGUCCAUGUCAUUUAAUAAUUUCAGUGGCAUCAUACCCAGGGAAAUUGGAAAUCUGACUCUUUUGAAAGAGAUAUAUCUUGGUGAUAAUGACUUGCAAGGGACAAUUGCAUAUGCUAAUACUUCUACUCAAAACUGUAGGAAGGUUAGUAGUAAAAAUUUAGUUGUAGAAAUUUUGUGGGAAACUUUUGUAGCUACAAAAAAUGAAGAUUUCUAG
Helianthus annuus (common sunflower) is the source of this 1053-nucleotide messenger RNA. Its product is annotated as LRR receptor-like serine/threonine-protein kinase EFR. NCBI's taxonomy places the organism in Eukaryota, Viridiplantae, Streptophyta, Magnoliopsida, Asterales, Asteraceae. The record is from RefSeq and is a predicted model, not a curated record. The transcript has 2 exons. Bases 1 to 1053 code for a protein of 350 amino acids. Gene Ontology annotation, molecular function: protein binding.